This is a messenger RNA of Chenopodium quinoa (quinoa), 444 nucleotides long. Its product is annotated as keratin-associated protein 4-7-like. The record is from RefSeq and is a predicted model, not a curated record. The coding region runs from base 1 to 444 and encodes 147 amino acids. The transcript has a single exon. NCBI's taxonomy places the organism in Eukaryota, Viridiplantae, Streptophyta, Magnoliopsida, Caryophyllales, Amaranthaceae.
AUGUAUCCCAGUUGCUUCUGCUGUCUUUGCUGUUUCUUCCUGCCUGCUAUCUGCUCUACUGUUUCCUGCAUACUGAUGUCUUCUUGCUGUGCACUGCUGUCUGUAUUGCUGUGCACUGGUCUGUGCUGCUGUGCACUGCUAUGCAUUGCUGGCUGCACUGCUGUCUGCUGCUUGCUGCACUGCUGUAUGCUGACUGUUAUGCUCUGCUGUCUGCUGACUGGCUGCCUGCUUUUUGCUGACUGUCUGUCUGCUGACUGUCUGCCUGCUUUAUGCUCUGUUGUCUACUGCUUGUUGUUGUCUGCACUGCUGCCUUUCUGCCCUGCUGGUCUGCAUGCUGGAUGUAUGUCUACACUGCUGUCUGCACUGCUAUCUACUGCUUGUUGUUGGGGUUUGCUACACUGCUGUUCUGAUGGUGCCAGGUUGUUGUUUUGUGCUGCUGUUUAG